AGGGAGCGUAGCAGAAUAACAACAAUGGCGGCGCCUCAGACGCGAAAUGAGCCAACUUGAAAAAAAAAAGCUUGAAAUAUUCUGUGCGUUGGUAACAUUUUUUUCUGUACAAUCAAUCUGUCCAUAUGUUUAAUGCGAAUGGACAACAUGCCAGCAUCGCGAAGUGUGGCUGUCUUCCUCGGGGCAUCACUUUCUGGGAUUCUUCUCGGCCUUUUAACGUUACAGUCCAAGAAAAGCGACCAAAGAUCCCAUUCACCAUCUGUUAAAAACCUGCAAGUAGAAAGUUACGACCACUGGUUUUCGGAAUCUGGCUACGAGCGCACAGACCCAAAUUUCGGUGAAAAAAGUGAAGCGGACUUUCUCUUCCACAGGACACCUGUCAUCUGCCUUAUUUAUGCCCAGUCACCUCAGCAGGUCCGGUCGGUUGCCAGCACUUGGACCCGGCACUGCAAUCAUGUUAUCUACUUCGGCACUAUGAAAGAUGCAUACGUACACAUUGUACCUUCUGACUCGCCCUGUCAGAUUAUAAAAUUUGCGUGGAAACGAUUUGGCGGAAAAUUCAAAUGGGUCCUAAUCGCAGACGAUGAGACGUUUGCUGUGAUAGAAAACUUGCGAGCGUACGUGGCAGCUCUCAAUUCGAGCCUAGUUUAUUACUUGGGUCACCCGAUGCAGGUUUCCCACGGAUUUUACAACGUACUAAACGCCGGCAUCCUUCUAAGUGAAGGGUCAGUGCUUUUAUUGCGAGGAAUGUCUUGUAAAAACCUGAGAGGUGUAACAUUCGAUAAGACACUGGGUCGACUUCUGAAGCACCUCAGGCCCAUAGACACUCGAGAUGCCAAGAAUCGGGGUCGAUUUAACCCUUUCAGUGUGGAAAAGAUGCUCAUCCCUGGAUCUGUCUCCUAUUUCAACUCUUACUGGAGGUCCAGUCUCUUCUUGAGCCCCGAGGGUGGAAACUGUUGCAGCAACCGUGCCAUCACAUUCCACGGAAUCAAUCCUGUGGACAUGUUCCUCAUGGAAUAUCUGGUGCAGCGUGUACGGAGGACAUCCACACACCCAACACCCACGGGUGUCCCUCCACAAAAAAUUCCUCUCGAUCUACGUAGUUUUAUGAAUGGAAAGGCAUUUGUCAAACCCUUUGGGAUAAGUAAAGUAGGUCAAGUUGAUUUGUUGUGAAUCGAAUCAUUGAGGCUUUCCAGCAAAACUUUUGCUCUAUCAUGAUUAUGUCAUCUUAUCGAUUUCUUGAUGGAAGAAGAUGCACAAUUCCCUCGUCUACAUGUUUACAAGCAGAGUACAAUUAAUGUUGUAUUCUGUAAUAGCGCAGAUAUUUUUCAUGCUGCAUUUACACGGUGUAUCCUGUGCACAAACUAUUAAUUCAUCAACUUUAUGAUGCGUAAGUGCCUUAUAAAACAAAUGCCUCACGUAUGAACUGUAAUACGUCUCAGUAGUAAAGAAACAUGUGCCACAAGUUGAUCUCAAUAAUGUCAGCACCAACCUAGGUGGUGACAGAUAUCACUAAUUUUUUCAACAUUUUAUUAAAAGUUAUUGUAGAGCACUAUGCAAAUGCGAUAAACCACAGGUUUUCCCUCUUUCCUACUCAUUAAUCAAAGAGCACAAUUUGUUUCAUUCUCUUAUUUUUAACACUAUUGUCAACAUAGUUUUCAACGUGCAUUCUUUUUUAUAAAUAUACACCUUUUUUUAUGCUAGUGAGUGUGUCACAUUUGUUGCCUAUUUGCUACUGUGCAUCUGCAGCUACAAAAUCUAUUUGCACGGACCAUUGUUAUUACAGAAUCUGAUGUAAAUAAACAUUUUUAUUUGUAGAAA
This is a messenger RNA of Ornithodoros turicata, 1821 nucleotides long. Its product is annotated as glycoprotein-N-acetylgalactosamine 3-beta-galactosyltransferase 1-like. Gene Ontology annotation, molecular function: N-acetylgalactosaminide beta-1,3-galactosyltransferase activity. The coding region runs from base 133 to 1173 and encodes 346 amino acids. NCBI's taxonomy places the organism in Eukaryota, Metazoa, Arthropoda, Arachnida, Ixodida, Argasidae. The transcript has 2 exons. The record is from RefSeq and is a predicted model, not a curated record.